AUGAUUAAUCGUAAGUUUGAUUACGGCCGAGAACCGAUACAAACUUAUAUUGUCGAGAAAAAUAAUUUGAUUGAAAAGUGUUCUCCGGAAAUGAGCCUUAAGAACAAAAAGCAAACGAUUGUAGAUGGUUUCAAAGGAUAUGAGUUCUAUGAGGAUAUGUUGGAUAUUACUCGAAACACAGAUAUAAAUAGUGAACACGAGUUGAUAAAAUUAAUAGUUAAAAAGUUCAAAAAUCAUGAGAAGGCUAGAAACGCAAUUAAUCCCAAAGGUUAUAAGACUGAAGACGAUGAUUUAAAACGUUUGCUACGUAAAAGUAUUGAAACAAUUAAUAAUACUAAACAUGUAACGUUUAAUCGACGCGAUCAAACGGAUUUCAAUAGAAGAGAAUCACAGGAAGUUAAUCAACGUAGUUCGAGAGACUACACACGAAAUAGACAGCAAAAUUUCAAUUUACGUAACAGAAAUUUUAAACAAUAUAGAGACCCUUCGUAUGAAAACGAUAACUAUAAUAAACGUUAUAAUACUUCGUUAUAUGAGAACACAAAUAGUUACCGAAGAGAUAGUUUUGGCGAUGGUAGUCGACCAAGUAACAAGGAUAGUAAUACAUUACCGAAGAGAGUGGAUAACAACCCAAACAAGGCUGACAGACAGCAACAUCCUCUACAAGAAGGAAAGCUUUCCAGACUAGGUCAAGGUGUUUCAAUUGUGGAAAAAUUGGGCACAUUAAGAUUAACUGUACCCAACAACGAAAAAAUUCAAAAAACUAAUUAG
Oppia nitens is the source of this 771-nucleotide messenger RNA. RefSeq lists its product as uncharacterized. Lineage: Eukaryota; Metazoa; Arthropoda; Arachnida; Sarcoptiformes; Oppiidae. The coding region runs from base 1 to 771 and encodes 256 amino acids. The record is from RefSeq and is a predicted model, not a curated record. The transcript has a single exon.